AUGGGGGAUAUUGGUGCAGAAGUUGUACUGGCUGCAUCAACCUCGCCUUGUACACGGGGGCCAUCUAACAUCAGUGUCAUCGACCACGACUAUUAUAUUGACGUAGAAAACUGGUUAGCAGACGUAUGUAAAAGUGGGGACGAGUUAGAAGUUGACGUUGACAAUGACAAUUCUGCUAUCCCAUUUUUUGACUUUACCACAGACGAACCGGCAUGUAACAGUGACCUAACAGAACUGCAAGAGGAAGUGUUACAGAGGGAAGAUGUCGCUAAUGAUGCAGCAUUACGCGAUAUCGCGCCCGAUGAUUGUUACACUUUCGCUUGGAGUAAGGACAGAGAGACUUUUCAGGGACGACGUGAAACAUUCACAGGUACAUCUGGACCGACUUUUACUUUGACGGACCAAACCGAACCGACAGACAUUUUUGACAGGACUUUUGACAUGGACUUUAUUGACCUUUUGUGUACGGAGACCAACAGGAAUGCGGAGCAAAAGAUAUCUUUAAUGCGAGAACUAAACAAGCUAGCUCCGCAUUCCCGUUUCAACCGUUGCCUAUACAUGCCUUCACAAGAGAUAGUCAUUGACGAAUCUCUUCUGAAGUGGAAUGGGAGACUUAGUUUUGCUCAGAAGAUUUCGUCGAAGGUCGCACAGGUCGGAGUGAAGACGUAUGAGCUGUGCGAAUCUUCAAGUGGCUAUCUCUGGAAGUUCUUUGUAUAUGCUGGAAAAGACAAGCCGACAUUGACUACUGACGGAAUCGACGGACGGGAUACAGAAUUAGAACUGACAAAUGACAGACCAAUCGGGAACGAUGCUUUUGACAGAUUUGACGAUGACGGGACUAGCGACAGACUUACGACUGGUGGAAGCGCAGACCGUCCCAUGAGCGCUACUGCCAUCGAAUACGACAGGACAGUUGACGACGACUCAAAG
Iphiclides podalirius (scarce swallowtail) is the source of this 930-nucleotide messenger RNA. The record is from the annotation of a GenBank genome assembly. NCBI's taxonomy places the organism in Eukaryota, Metazoa, Arthropoda, Insecta, Lepidoptera, Papilionidae.